AUGGAACAUGGGAGCCGUCAAGCCGCAACAAUUGAGCCAGAAGUAAUGUUUCCUGUAUCUAUCUUCACGCCGCAGGCGCUAGUUAUAGCAUCGCUGUCGCUUGCGGUUCUGUUGGUGGCUAUCUUUGUCAUCCUUUCAAGGAGGAGACUUGCUUCAAGAGGUAACUCUGUUCUGUUGGUUGGAGCCUCAGAUGCCGGAAAGACUGCCAUCCUAUCCACGCUUGUGUACAAGCACACGCCCCAAACGCACACAUCCAUGCAGACCAAUAGCGUGAUGAUGUCAGUUGGCAACACGACUAUCCGACUCAUCGACAUUCCUGGUCACCCCCGAAUCCGAGACCAAUUUCGUGAUUUUCUGUCCGAUGCAAAAGGCAUUGUUUUUGUGGUCGACUCGAGCACAAUAUCCAGAAUUGGGCCUGCGGUUGCAGAGUAUCUUCACCAGAUUCUCCAUGCUAUAACAUCUCUACCGCCUUCCCGUUCGACACCUUCGCUAUCUAUUGUUGCCCACAAGUGCGAUACUCUCAAGCCGACAGCUCAAGCUACGUCGGAACAGCUUGCAUUGAACCGAGUGCGAACGAUUCUGGAGCGAGAACUCGAGAAGCGUCGUGCAUCCCAGGCGGGAGGUGUAGGGAUAGAGGGUCUCGGUGCAGAAGAAACAGAAUCGGAUGUUGGUGGCCUAGAAUGCAGUGGGAAUGGUGAAUUCAGAUUCGCAAAUUGGGAGGGAGGGGAGGUCGUCUUUAUUGGCACAUCUGUAAGUGUCGGCAAGGGACUCUCUGGGACUAACGAGAAGGAUGCGCAAGACAGCGAGCUUCUUCCUCUACAAGAGUGGCUGGCGGCCCAGUUGUAG
Fibroporia radiculosa is the source of this 846-nucleotide messenger RNA. RefSeq lists its product as uncharacterized. Gene Ontology annotation, cellular component: cytoplasm. Bases 1 to 846 code for a protein of 281 amino acids. The record is from RefSeq and is a predicted model, not a curated record. Gene Ontology annotation, molecular function: GTP binding; GTPase activity. The transcript has 4 exons. Gene Ontology annotation, biological process: intracellular protein transport; vesicle-mediated transport. NCBI's taxonomy places the organism in Eukaryota, Fungi, Basidiomycota, Agaricomycetes, Polyporales, Fibroporiaceae.